ACGCAAACGCUGAAGUGCAUAAUAAUUGAAUGUGUAACUGCACACAAAUCUUCUGAUCUGCCCUUCUCGCUCUGCAUCUCGACUUGGUCUUUUGGUCUAGACGGGAAGGCCCUUGUUCACUAGUGUUUCACCACUGGAUAUAAAGAAGGAGCAGCCAGUGAAACACAGCUAAAGGACAAACUAAAACAUCAACGUAUUCAGAUACUCCGGUGGAUCAGAAUCAUCUGAGAAGGAUGAGUGGCACAUGGUUAGCUCUUCUCUGUCUCAUGGGCCCCCUGCUGGUUCGGGGCCAGAAUGACACAGAGCCCAUCGUGCUGGAAGGAAAAUGUUUAGUCGUUUGCGACUCCACUCCAACCACAGAACCUGCUGGGAAUGCUUUGGGAAUGUCGGUACGCUCCGGAAGCAGCCGCAUCGCCUUCUCGGCUGUGCGGAACAACAACCACGAACCGUCUGAGAUGAGCAACCGCACCAUGACCAUAUACUUCGACCAGGUUCUGGUGAACGUUGGGAGUCAUCUCGAUCCGGCACGGAGUGUUUUCCAGGCUCCUAGAAAAGGAGUGUACAGCUUCAGUUUCAAUGUGGUGAAAGUUUAUAACAGACAAACUAUACAGGUGAGUCUGGUGUUGAACGGUUGGCCGGUGGUCUCGGCCUUCGCCGGUGAUCAGGAUGUGACGCGUGAAGCAGCGACCAACGCCGGUCUGGUUACGAUGGAGAGAGGAGACAAGGCCUACCUCAAACUGGAGAGAGGAAACCUGAUGGGCGGCUGGAAAUACUCCACCUUCUCCGGCUUCCUGGUUUUUCCCUUAUAGAAAGAAGUUCAUGCAGAAAACAGAGGCAUUGAUAGAAAGAACAUAUUCAGCAGAAGGACGUGUUUGAAGGAGAAAGAGUUCAUAAGUCUUCAGACAAUGAUGAUUCUUCUGUUCAUGCUGGGCUUCUUUCUCUUUCUAUCUUUUCUUUAUGCAUGAACAUGUUGUUGAGGUCAGGGAUGCAUGUUCUAUGGCACUUUCCACUAAAAAGGGGUUCAAAAAUGUUCAUUUUUUUAACAAAGUGUCAGUGAACGGUGCUAAACCUUCAGGUUUUGGUGAUCAAUAACCUCAGGAUGUCAAAUUAAAUAUAUAAUAAAUGUUUUCUUUUCAUUUUGAAUUU
This is a messenger RNA of Sinocyclocheilus rhinocerous, 1146 nucleotides long. RefSeq names its product cerebellin-1-like. Bases 234 to 809 code for a protein of 191 amino acids. The record is from RefSeq and is a predicted model, not a curated record. Lineage: Eukaryota; Metazoa; Chordata; Actinopteri; Cypriniformes; Cyprinidae. Gene Ontology annotation, cellular component: synaptic cleft; glutamatergic synapse. Gene Ontology annotation, biological process: maintenance of synapse structure. The transcript is spliced from 3 exons. Gene Ontology annotation, molecular function: protein binding.